Messenger RNA from Mytilus californianus (California mussel), 1124 nucleotides. Its product is annotated as dehydrogenase/reductase SDR family member 12-like. The record is from RefSeq and is a predicted model, not a curated record. Lineage: Eukaryota; Metazoa; Mollusca; Bivalvia; Mytilida; Mytilidae. Bases 136 to 1104 code for a protein of 322 amino acids. The transcript has 10 exons.
CAGACAGGUAAACAUGACGAUUGUUACAUAAGUUGCAGAGCAGUAUUAAGCUGUAAUUGUCUUUAAUCCUGGCAGUAAAUCAAGUUUUAGGAAUAUUAUUAUAUCAUAACUAAACGAUCUAUUAAACGAGAAAUCAUGUCUAUAUACAGAACUUCUGUUUGGUUUAUGAAAGGACUGAAAGAAUAUACUAAACAAGGAUACUUAAAUGCUAGUAGAAGUUUCCGACCUGGUGAUCUUGAUGUUGAUGUCACUGGUAAAAGUUUUAUGAUAACAGGAGCUAACAGUGGGAUAGGAAAAUGUACUGCUUUAGCCAUUGCCAAAAGAGGUGGAAUAGUUCAUAUGGUGUGUAGAGACUCAAUAAGAGGAGAAGAUGCCAGAAAAGAAAUAUCAGAAGCAACAGGAAACCAGAAUAUAUUCUUACAUCUACUAGAUAUGUCCAAGCCAAAAGAUAUUGCAAAAUUUGCUACAGACUUUGAAACCUCUGGGAAAAACUUAGAUGUUUUGAUAAAUAAUGCAGGUUGUAUGGUAAUUAUAAGAGAGUUGACAGAUGAUGGACUGGAGAAAAAUUUUGCUACAAAUACUUUAGGUGCACAUGUUUUAACAACCUCAUUGUUAUCUGUGCUGAACAAAGCUGAAAAACCAAGAGUGAUAUUAGUAACAUCUGGUGGAAUGUUAGUACAAAAGUUAGAUCUAAAGGACUUACAGUUUGAACAGAUGUAUCCAUUUGAUGGCACCAUGGCUUAUGCACAGAAUAAACGACAACAAGUUGUAAUGACAGAACAGUAUGCUAAAAAGUAUCCAAAUAUACACUGUUCAUGUAUGCAUCCAGGAUGGGCUGAUACUCCAGCUGUUAAAAUGUCGAUGCCAAGUUUUCAUGCUAAGAUGAAGGACAGGUUACGGACACCAGAACAAGGUGCUGAUACACUAUUAUGGUUAGCCAUAUCAGAUGCAGCACUUAAACAACCUAGUGGAUUAUUUUUUCAAGAUCGUACAUCAGUAUCAAAACAUCUACCUUUAGCAUGGUCCAAAUCUACACCAGCACAAGAUGAACAACUUAUGUCUACCUUAGAUGAAUUAUCAAAACAGUAUACUACGCUUUCAUAAUAUUUUAUAAACCGGUAGUG